Messenger RNA from Protopolystoma xenopodis, 585 nucleotides. The record is from the annotation of a GenBank genome assembly. NCBI's taxonomy places the organism in Eukaryota, Metazoa, Platyhelminthes, Monogenea, Polystomatidea, Polystomatidae.
AUGCCGGCGAAACCUCUGGGAAUGUACCACGUCCACGGUCCUAUUCUGGAAAUCGACAUGCAGAGAAUGGACUCUGGACAAAGUUUCAAAGGAGAGGCCGAAAAUCAUCUUAGCCAGCCAAUCAAAGCGCCUAUGUCUGAUUCAGAGUUCCGUCGCUUUAUGGACUGCAGUGGACGCAUCAUUCAAAUGUCUGAGUUUAAACGGAGUGUUUACAUGGGCGGUCUGGAGCCCUGCCUACGAAAAGUUGCUUGGCGUCUAUUGCUGAACGUUUAUCCAGCUGAGAUGACUGGCAAAGAGCGAAUCGCUCUGCUAGAGAGCAAGAGCCUCCAAUAUACUGAUAUGCGUGAUGCCUGGAAGAAAGCUUACCUAGAGGCUCGUCUCAUCGAGGAACAGCUGGCCAGCUUAGCACUUGUUAGUGUCGAUGUUGUAAGAACCGACAGAAGUAAGUCUAGAAUCACAACUCUCCAAAUUUGGUGCAUUCCCCUCAUUCACAUAAGCGGUGUGCUCCCAGCUUUCUUCUCUCAUUCACUCACUUUGACCCCUGAAAAUAAUUCUAGUAUUCCUAUACUUUCAUCGAUAACAUAA